UUUUUGACGAUGUGAUAACUUGAUAGUAGAUUUAUAAAAUAAUAAAAUAUAUGAGUAAUUUGGUGACAUUUGAAAAAGUUUUCAACAUGAGUUUUUCUGUGAAACAUGUAUUUAGGUCAUUUUCUACAUCUGGUAUAAAAAAUGGAAAAAGAAAUUUUAAAAAUUUCAUUCUCUACAAUCGUGGAACAAAUCAAUUUAAAAAACAACAGCAAGAAAACCCAAAUAAAGAUUUUCAAAUAACAGGUAAUCAAAUUAUUCUAUUUAUGAGUUAUAGUAUAAUAAUGACGUGCUGUAUAACUUUUUCUUUUAAACUGUUAUAAAUAAUCAGAUUAUGGCGUAAGAGAAACCACUAUUAAAGUUGGACGUAAAUUUAUAACUGUGAAAGAAAAGAUUCCUGAUAUUAUAGUUCCAGAUUUGGAAAAUUUUGAUGUAAGUAUUCUACACUAUCAAAUGCUGAUUAACAAAUAUAAUAAUAUAUUUUUAUUAAUUUUCAGUUAAAACCAUAUGUAUCAUAUAGAGUUCCUGAAAUUACUCAAUCAGAAUUUACAUCAAAAGAUUUAUUUAAUGCUGUUUACCGCCAAAAGAUAAUGCAUGAUUUUAAAAAUAAGAAGCUGAAAGAAAAUGGUGAAUCUACAGAACCUAGUGAAGAAGAAUUAUUAACACCUGAACAAGCUAAAAUAAAAGCUAGACAAACUGGUAGUGAUUUGUUCUCACAAGGCAGAUAAAAAUAAAUGUCUUAUUUUAUAGAUACCUUUUUGUGUAAAUGAUUUCAAAUUAUCAAAACUUUAGUUUUAAAUUGAUUCGUCUGUUAUUAUUAUUAUUUUUUUUUUUGAAAUUAAUAUAUACCUACUAAAAGUCAACUUAUAGAAUUGUUUAAUUUAUUUAAUCAUAAUUUUAAUUAAGCAUUAUUGAUUACAAAUUUGGUUAUAGAACUGAUUUAUAUUUAUAGAAUCCUC
Molecule: messenger RNA, 956 nt
Organism: Cinara cedri
Lineage: Eukaryota; Metazoa; Arthropoda; Insecta; Hemiptera; Aphididae
Source: the annotation of a GenBank genome assembly